Molecule: messenger RNA, 540 nt
Organism: Zingiber officinale
Lineage: Eukaryota; Viridiplantae; Streptophyta; Magnoliopsida; Zingiberales; Zingiberaceae
Product: probable leucine-rich repeat receptor-like protein kinase At1g68400
Exons: 1
Coding region: 1-540 (179 amino acids)
Biological process (GO): protein phosphorylation
Molecular function (GO): ATP binding; protein kinase activity
Source: RefSeq, a predicted model, not a curated record
AUGCACGAUUUGAACCCGAUCAAUGCUUCACGUACUGGAAGAACGCUAGAUUGGGCCACCCGGAAGAGGAUUCUGGUGACCGCCGGCGACGGACUUGCGUUCAUCCACAAGUUUCCGACGAGGUACCCGCUAGUGCGCGCCAACCUGAAGCCGUCAAACAUUCUGAUCGACGAGCAGGGCAACGGGUGCGUGUCCGAGUGGGGGAUCAUGCGCUUCGCCGCCAACAUCCGCUGCUCGCCGGGUGACCCUUCAGGCUGCUCCUCUGACAGAGGGACCUUCACGGCGGUCACCCCAGCGAGUCAGAGGUACCUGGCGCCGGAGCUGGCGAGCGGGAAGGAGCAGGCUACGCAGGAGUCCGACGUCUACAGCUUCUGUAUGAUGAUACAGAAAGUGGCGACGGAUAAGGAAAUGGAGGACGGAGAAAUUCAGGAAGAGGAGAUCAGCGGGAUGGUGAAAAUUGCGCUGUUGUGUACGGCGGGGAGGACAGAGAGAAGACCCGAGAUGAGUCAAGUUGUGAGAAUGAUGGGCGAGUUCUUGUGA